This is a messenger RNA of Alternaria ethzedia, 591 nucleotides long. RefSeq lists its product as uncharacterized. The coding region runs from base 1 to 591 and encodes 196 amino acids. Lineage: Eukaryota; Fungi; Ascomycota; Dothideomycetes; Pleosporales; Pleosporaceae. Gene Ontology annotation, biological process: vesicle-mediated transport; protein transport. The record is from RefSeq and is a predicted model, not a curated record. Gene Ontology annotation, cellular component: intracellular membrane-bounded organelle. The transcript is spliced from 3 exons.
AUGAUCAACGCCGUCCUCGUCUUCAACAAUGCCGGCCAGCCGCGACUGACCAAGUUCUACACACAGCUGGAAACCAGCGUCCAGCAGCGCCUCAUCUCCGAGAUCUUCACCCUCGUCGCCAACCGCCCAAACUCAGCAUGUAACUUCUUACCCCUCCCGCCGCUCCUCGCCAGCAGCUCCAAGUCCAGCACGCCCACGACUCCCCACAACGACACACCCUCCCUCGUCACCUACCGCCACUACGCGACUCUCUACUUCAUCGUCAUAUCUACAUCCACCGAAUCGCCUCUCGCGCUUCUUGAUCUCAUCCAGGUCUUCGUCCAAGCGCUCGAUGGUCUUUUCGAAAAUGUUUGCGAGCUGGAUUUGAUCUUCAACUUCGAGACAUUACAUGCGACACUAGGUGAGAUGAUAGUGGGCGGAGUCGUGGUAGAGACGCAGUUGGACAAAGUCAUUCAAGGCGUCAAGGCACAGGGAAGAGUCGCCAAGAGACCUGUCAAUGAAGGCAAGAACAUUGGCGGCGGUGGCGGUGUUAUGGGCGGACUGACCUUCGGCGGUCUAGGAAGGGGCGAUGGCAUGUGGGCUGGAAGAUGA